Molecule: messenger RNA, 321 nt
Organism: Emiliania huxleyi CCMP1516
Lineage: Eukaryota; Haptophyta; Isochrysidales; Noelaerhabdaceae
Exons: 1
Coding region: 1-321 (106 amino acids)
Cellular component (GO): mitochondrion
Source: RefSeq, a predicted model, not a curated record
AUGCUCCGCGCUCGGCUCGCCACCGCCCGCCUGGUCGGCAGAAGGCGCCUGGUCGGAAGAAGGCGCUGCAGCUCUAGGGCGGCGUUUGCAGAGGCGGAGACCGAGCGACCGACGGCGGAGCAGCUCAAACGGCACUUCAUCGCGUCCGCGCUGCCAAUGGUUGGCUUCGGCUUCAUGGACAACACGGUGAUGAUCCAGGCCGGCAACGCAAUCGACUGUACGCUCGGCGUGUCUUUCGGCCUCUCCACCCUCACGGCAGCUCCGCGUUUGGCCAGAACCAGCCACACGGAGCGUGACGUGUGCGUGGAAGCCCUGCGAUAG